AUGCAUCUGAUUCUCACAGUGCAGGCCAAUGGGCAGCCAGCACUGCUGACUCGCAUCAUUCAAGUUUUCCCUCUCCUCACAGAUGCUUCCGGGCUUCCCUGUUGGUACCAGAUCACCCUGUGGACAGGAGGCUUUGUGAUCAUCAUCCUGGGGGUGGCUGUGACAGUCUUGGUAGCUUUGCAGUUGAAAACUGAGAAAGGAGAAACCAGAGUACAUGCUGGCAGAUGCAAUCUCUGUUUAGAUGAGUUUCAGGCUUUCCUAAGACGCAGCCUCUGCAACCAAUACCAGAGCAAACCCUCAGUUAAUUCCACUUGCAAAGUGUGCCCUGUACAGUGGCAGCUCCACAGGGACAAAUGCUACUGGCAAUCAGAAGAUACUAAAACCUGGAAUGAGAGCCAACAUGACUGUUCAACAAGGGAUUCUCAUCUGCUGGUCAUCCAAGACAAGGAGGAGAUGGACUUCAUAAAAAACAUUACAAAAAAUGCAAAAUUCUGGAUCGGACUCUCACUAUCAUUAGCAGAGAAUAAAUGGAUGUGGAUUACAGGCUCCCAGCUUGAUCAGAGUCUAUUUCCAGAACCAAAGUAUGCCAAAGGGAACUACUGUGGCAAGAUUAAGUCUGAACUCGUCGCUGAAGCCUGCAGUAUUGAACUUAGAUGGAUUUGCCAGAAAGACUCUCUUUUACUGUAAUAUGAUAGCUUAAUACAGAUAAUAUUUAUGUGGGGUUUUG
Podarcis muralis (Common wall lizard) is the source of this 727-nucleotide messenger RNA. NCBI's taxonomy places the organism in Eukaryota, Metazoa, Chordata, Lepidosauria, Squamata, Lacertidae. The record is from RefSeq and is a predicted model, not a curated record.